AUGCAGUUCGUAAAAUCUUCCGUAUAUCAGGCAGAGAUUACUGAAGGGGGCGUGCGAGAAAGAGAGGUAGACACGCGCUCCCGGGAGGAAGUCGAGCUCCAGGAACGCCUGCGCAAGCUUCCGGAAUUCAGUCGGAAUCCGAACUUCAAGAGUUAUGCCGAACAGGUGCUGGAGGGCCUGCCUUCUACCACACCCGAGCCCCCUCCUUCGACUGAGGGGAAGCAGAACCCAAAUCUCCCUCACUCGGUGACAGAGGAGGAGUUCGAGUUCUACGAGGCACUGCGGGCCCAAGACAGACGGAAGAAGCUGGCCCGCCAACGGGAAGAAGAUGCAAUGCGCGACGAGUUCCAUAAGGCCAGGGAGGCCUCUAUGAAGCUCUCCGUCUCUUCAGUUGGCUCAGCUGGGAGGGAGCAGCACAGCGCAGAGUCAGACGGCAGUAGCCUGCCCUCCGUAGGAAAGCUUUCUCCCUUUGCUGCACUGGGAGCGCAGAAGCAACGAUAUGGCGGAGCAUCACCCCUUGGGGAUGGUUCAAUCUUUGAGCUUACUACAAGGGCAUUUCAGGAAAAACGGAAAAGAAGGGCACUUGAUGCACGUCGGACUUUUAAUUUGGUAGUCAAGAAGCCAAAGGACAGUGAGGCGCCUUCGAAAAUUCCAUCAGACAAGGCGGUAGAGGCUGCAGGCGCCGGUGGCAGGGAUGAUACAGCAGCGAAGGCGAACGAAGACGCAACCACUGCGAGCACCAGCAAAAGUUAUGGGUCCAACAAAGGUGAAGACAAGGCAAGGGUGUCUGAUAAAGAAGAACAAAACGUCUUUGCUUCUCUAUGCGAUGCAUAUGGAGACAACGAUGAAGACAACAGCGACAAUUCUGGCUGA
Messenger RNA from Cyclospora cayetanensis, 873 nucleotides. RefSeq lists its product as uncharacterized. Lineage: Eukaryota; Apicomplexa; Conoidasida; Eucoccidiorida; Eimeriidae. The transcript is spliced from 5 exons. The record is from RefSeq and is a predicted model, not a curated record. The coding region runs from base 1 to 873 and encodes 290 amino acids.